GGUACAUGCGGUUCAUGAGUACGGGGUGCGCAAGCGAUCCCGCCUGCGCUCGACGCAGGAUCGUCUGUUGUUGCCUGUCAGAGAGCUGCUAUCGAGCAAACCUUCAGCACCUUCAAGCUCUCCCUCAUCAAGCAACAAGUCAAUCAACUCCUGCUGCUUGUCUGAACUAGCAUUCUGGUCUUCAACUGUCAAAAGACAUGAUGUCCUAGAGGGGACGUCUUUAGUGACACGAGUUUGGAACCCUGCACUACAAAUCCUGCCACCAUGGAGUCGCUGUUUGGGCCUGAUUCAGAGGAGCUGUGGCUGCCCCCGGAGGCAGCUGAGGGAAAUGUCGAGUACAAGCUGAAGCUGGUAAACCCAUCACAGAGCCGCCUGGAGCAUCUUGUAACCCAGAUGAAGUGGAGGCUACGCGAGGGCCAGGGCGAAGCCAUCUAUGAAAUUGGCGUGGAGGAUGGAGGCCUGCUGGUGGGACUGAGUGCGACUGACAUGGCGGCCUCCUUGGCCACUCUGGGGUGCAUGGCCACCAAACUGGGUGCCUCGCUGACUGUGCUGCGUGAGCGCUCCAUAGGAAAUGCCCGCAAGGCAGCUGAGGUGCUGGUGCGCAAGGUGCCCGAAGACCAGCAGAGCAUUGAGAUCCGGGUGGCCGUGCUGGGCAGUGUAGAUGUUGGCAAGAGCACUGUUCUGGGUGUACUCACACAGGGCGAGCUGGACAAUGGCCAUGGUAGUGCAAGGCUCAACCUUUUUCGGCACCUGCACGAGAUUCAGACAGGGCACACGUCAUCAAUUAGUCGUGAGAUCCUGGGCUUCACAAGCCAGGGGCAGCCAGUCACGUAUGGCCGCUGUCGCAGCCCGGAGGAGCUAUGCGAGCGCUCGGCCAAGCUCAUCACUUUCAUCGACUUGGCUGGACACCACAAGUACUUGCGCACCACUGUCUUUGGACUCACAGGUCACAGUCCACACUUUGUCAUGAUGGUUGUAAAUGCUGCAAGCGGGCUGACUGGCACAGGCCGUGACCACCUUUUGCUUGCCCUGGCUCUUCAGGUGCCGUUGGCCAUCGUGGUGAAUAAGGUGGACACAGUGGGAUCGGCAACUUUGGCCAAGACCCUGGCACAGCUGCAUAGCCUGCUCAAGGGUCCCGGCUGCAAGAAGCUUCCCCUGGAGGUGCUCUGUGAGGACGAUGCCCUGACCGCAGCAGCACGGGUUCGUGAGGGCAGUGUGGUGCCUGUGUUCCUGGUGUCGUGUGUGAACGGUGACGGCCUAGGCCUGCUCUACACGUUCCUGCAUGUGCUGCCACCUGGCCACGGGCCCAAGGAGCGUGAUGGGCUCAUGCGCCUGGCUCCCGAGUUCCAGAUUGACGAGACCUUCCAGGUGCCUGACGUUGGUCCCGUUGUGGGCGGCCUGCUGACGCGAGGUGUACUGCGUGAAAAUGAUCGGCUGCUGGCAGGGCCCAGCCAUGAUGGCAGCUUCCAUCCUGUGCGGGUGGUGUCAGUGCAGCGACACCGGGUACCUUGCCGCCUGGUGCGUGCUGGGGAAAGUGCCACCCUGGCACUGGCACCCAGCGCAGGAGCCCUGCUUCGCCGAGGCACGGUGCUCUGCAGCCCGGCAGAUGUGCGCCCCACAGCUACGCGCCUAUUCCGAGCACGCGUGCGUGUGCUUAGCCACCCGGGACGCCUGGCAGUGGGAUUCCAGGCAUUGGUGCAGGCUGGCAAUGUGCAGCAGGCUGCUGUAGUGGUGGGUGUGCGUGGGGGAAGCAGUGCGAGCCUUGGGGUCACUGACCGGGGGGUGCUUCUGUUCAAGUUUGUGCGACAGCCUGAGUGCCUGCAGCCAGGCAGCCGCCUGCUCUUCCACCAAGGGCAGGCACGAGGCAUUGGAUGUGUCCUUCAGGUGUACCCGCUGCACGUCCCAGCUGCCCUGCACUGAGCUCAACAGAAGAAUGCAGGUGCUGAUAAUAGUGCAAGGCAGAGCAGUGGUGGCCGUCAUUGGAGUUACUGUUCACACAGUGUCAAACACUGCAACUGCAGACCUAUGUGCAUGUCCGCCUAGCAGCAAAGGAUACAAGCAGAAGAUCAUUGCAAAGCCCUUGGUGGCUAACUUAGCCACAAGGGUGCAGUACUGCUGAGGAGAGCGGUAACAUGUCACAUCUCUCUGGGCUUUCCUGCAACAAUUCUGUUCUCACCAAAAAUGUCGAGGGGAACAGUGCCUCCUUGCCCUAGAAAGCACAUAAACCAUCAAGUUGCAUCUGCACAUUUAAAUGUGGUGUGCUCUUUCCCUACCUUCUUGCUGCAGAAUAUGUUCCCCAACAUUUUGGAAAUGUGCAGAGACUUCUUAGCUGUCCUGUUCAUUUGAAUGUUGAUAACACAUUAUUGUGGUGUGUAAGACUUCAAGUGCAGUAAUGCUGCUAAAUGCAUUUCGGCUUGAGCACAUUGCAUGGUGCUGAUGCACAGGAAUAUGGAUUGAAGCACACAAUAUUGAAUGCCGUGGUCAAAGUCAUCGCACUGGCUGCACAAGGCUGUGACGUGAAGGCUCGCUGGUGUGCACACCAGUGGCAUCCACCUGACAUCACUGACCUGUGUAUGUGGCAAUUCUAUGGAAACACCAUCACGAAGUGGCCCUCAUUUGUUGCUGACCGACAUGGCCCGGCAUCGCCAUCACUUUUCACGCAGCCUGUUGAAGUGCUUUUCACAUACUCAUAAGCCAUUGUGAUUCUUCACAAAUGCCCACAAUGUGGGAGGAACUCCUGUUUCAGUUUUAACCUUUUAGUGUUUUAGUGAGACUGUCUUUGCUGAACAUAUUUGUGCAGGGCCUUGCUUAGAGGCUUGUGAUCUUGUUUUUGAACCUAAUUUGAUCAGUAUCUUAUGUGCAAGAAAUGGCACCAUGCUAGUCAUUGCAAGUGCAAAGACCCAGCCUCAUGUUGCUUAAGACUUCACAGUGGAGAGAAACGCAUGAAAAGUUGGAAAGUGAAUAAAUACUGUUCUAUUGUUAUGCACUUUUGUCGUGUGACCUUAGCUUAAGUACACUGUUGUUGGAAAAAAGGGGAGCCGAGUGCCUUUUGCAAACCACAACCUUUCAUGCCUUGUAGCUGCUGUCUUGUGAUAUAUUCUUCCUGUGUCACAAUCACAGUAAUUUCACUGGUUAGUGUACCAUUCAUAUUCGUAGCCAGUUAUAACCACCAGAGAGAGCUGAAAAUCAUCACUAAUCGACCACUGAUCAGCUGUGUUCACCUGGUAGAUAACCAACCAAGUUAGAUGAAACUGGAAACCACACAGGAAACCCACAUGGGUUCCAUUAAAAGAAGAUAAAAAGCGAAAGAAAAAAGAGAAGCUCUGCAAUGGGAAAGAAAACUGUCCCGUCCAAGAGUCUUAAAAUUUUAAAUACUUGGCAAAAAUUUUUCAGACAACUAUUUCUGUGCAAAUGUGCAAGAAGAGAGAGUAACAACUGUCUCUUCUUGUACAUUUUAACAGGUCAUAUGACGUGCAAACACUUCAGUAAAGCAUUUCACAUGUAACUAUGACUUACACUGCAGCCAUACUCGUGGCCCAACACUUUAUUUUUCAUGUUUUAGCAGUUUAAAUAUUGAGCUUUGUUUCCGCUACGGUCUUAUUAGCUUACUUCAAUAAAAUUGGAGUUGAUAUGUUUGAUCUCAA
Dermacentor andersoni is the source of this 3644-nucleotide messenger RNA. Its product is annotated as GTP-binding protein 2. Gene Ontology annotation, molecular function: GTPase activity; GTP binding; translation elongation factor activity. Gene Ontology annotation, biological process: translational elongation. NCBI's taxonomy places the organism in Eukaryota, Metazoa, Arthropoda, Arachnida, Ixodida, Ixodidae. The record is from RefSeq and is a predicted model, not a curated record.